AACAAAUUGCAAAGGGUUAUGGCAGAAAGCUAGAAACUGCUAAAAGGCUAAAACUUAAAGAGAAAGAUGAAGAGAAAAAGCAACAUUUUAAACCAAAAGAAAAAAACACAUUAUCAAAAGCUAAAGCAUCUUCUUCAAGAACAAUCUUAUAUAUCUAAUAAGAAACAAGUGUACAAGUGAGAAUCAAGUUGAAAACACACAAGAAAGAGAUGAUCAGAGGGGGUGGAGGAAAGUCUUCAGGUUACUCUGCAGAUCUCAUGGUUUGUUUCCCAUCAAGAACACACUUGUCUCUACCUUCUAAAUCCAUUUGCAGCCCUUCUCACAACCUAAACCGCCGUCAAAACCCUCCUCCUCCUCCUCAUCACCACCGCCGCAGCUUCAGUAAGCUCUCGGGAAGCGGCGGCGUCCGUCAGAGCCGCGUAAGGGAGAUAGCUGAAGAGCCAACGUCGCCGAAAGUCACGUGCGCCGGUCAGAUCAAAGUGCGGCCGAGAAAACGCGGAGAAGGAGGAGGCAAGAACUGGCAGUCGUUGAUGGCGGAGAUAGAGAAGAUACAUAGAAGCAAGUCACAGAGUAAGUUCUUGGGGAUCAAGAAAGAUGUCAUGGGGUUCUUGACUUGUCUCCGUGACUUUGAUUUCCGGUGUUUCGGUGCGUUUCCUCCGGUAGAUGCAAUCUCCGACCAAGAAGAGUUGGAGGAGGAGGAGGAGGAAGAAGACGAUGAAGAUGAAGGUUCAGUGAUAAGGACGUAUUCAGGGACAGUUUUCUCAAACUGGUUGACGUUUCUACACGAAAAGCAAAACGUUGAAGAGUGUGUGGACAAAAAUGAGAAAGCGUUUUCAGACAAUGUUGAAACAGCGGUUCCACCGCAAAACGCGUUGUUGCUGAUGCGGUGUAGGUCUGCGCCGGUUAAGAACUGGUUAGAGGCAGAAGAGGAGAAGAAAAUAGAGACAGAGGAUUGUGAUAAGACUAGAAAACGGAGUGGAGAAGAGGAGAAGGAGACAGUGAGCAAGAAGAAAGAUCUGAGAUCAUUGAUGGAGGAAGAGGAGGAGAACAAUGUGAAUAUGGUGGUGAGGGAUUACGAUACAAACUAUUACAAACUCUCUUCAGACAUAGCCAAGGAAACUUGGGUUGUUGGUGGAAGUCAAGAUUCUCUGUUUCGAAGUAGAAGCUGGAAUCUAUGAUCUUUGUUCUUGAUCAUUGUUAAUCCCUGUUCUUUUCUCUUUUUACUUUCUUGUGGGUUAACUUAUAAGUAAAUGCUUUUGAUUUAAUAAUAACAUCUCUGUGAAUAAAUUUGAGACUGCCUAUAUCAAAUGUUUUUAAUAAGAACCCGAAACAU
This is a messenger RNA of Eruca vesicaria subsp. sativa (arugula), 1333 nucleotides long. Lineage: Eukaryota; Viridiplantae; Streptophyta; Magnoliopsida; Brassicales; Brassicaceae. The record is from the annotation of a GenBank genome assembly.